Mytilus californianus (California mussel) is the source of this 2131-nucleotide messenger RNA. Its product is annotated as dnaJ homolog subfamily C member 21-like. The coding region runs from base 120 to 2027 and encodes 635 amino acids. Lineage: Eukaryota; Metazoa; Mollusca; Bivalvia; Mytilida; Mytilidae. The transcript has 21 exons. The record is from RefSeq and is a predicted model, not a curated record. Gene Ontology annotation, molecular function: metal ion binding; protein binding; RNA binding.
UUCGUGACACAUGCUUACAGGCAACAUGGCGGUUGUUUCUUGAACGACAAGAAAACUAAAACACUGUAUUGUUCUUUAGUACCUGAGCGUCUUUUUAAGCUAAAAAUAUUGUUGGGAUAAUGCCUUUAUCAAGAGAAGAAGCUUAUGAGCUCUUAGAAUUACCCGUUGGUACAGAUCAAGAUUCUAUACGAACUAGUUAUAAACGUUUGGCAACAAAAUGGCAUCCAGACAAAAAUAUUAAUAACCCUCAAGCACAAAAAAAAUUUCAGCUAAUAAGUACUGCUUAUAGAAGAUUAACUACAAAUGAUGAACGUCUUCAAAAUUUAAAUAAGGAACAGUCAUUAACAUUAUUUAAAGAAGUUUUAUUUACAAAAUCUAUGAAUUUUCAUAAUGGUUCAACAUAUGAUUCAUCAGAUGAUGAUGAUGACGACGAUGAUGAUGAUGACAACGAUAAUGAUGAAUUUGACGAUGAAAGAUAUGCCAGCUUAUUUCCUGAUAGAUUUAAAUUAAAACAAGAUUUGAAAAAAGCUAAAGCAGGUACAAUUAACAGUAAUAAACAUUUAUCUGUAGAACAAAUAAAUAAAAAUGCAGAAGAAUUAAUAACUGAAGAAGAAAAAGAAAAAAGAAGAGCAGAAAAACGUAGAGCUAAGAAAAAGAGAAGAAGAGAGAAAAAGAAACAAGAAAAAGUGGAUGAUAAACCAGUAGAAAAUACUCAGAAAACAAAAGUAAAGGAUUCUAUAGAAAUUCCUGAAAAACCUAAUAAACCUAAAAAAGUAGAAAAAAAAGAAUCUGAUUCAUCAUCUGAUGGAGCGGAUUUUGAUCCUAAUUCUGCAUUUUUUACAAAAGUUAAAAAUAAAAAGAAAAACAAAAUGUCAUCUGUAGAUGUAAAAGAUAGACGAGGACAGGGAGGUAACUCAGAUGAUGAACCUGAUGACCUUGACCCUGUUGUUUUACGAAGUCGUCAGUUAGCUAUAAAAGGUAACGAGAUGGCUCAACAAGGUCAUUAUACUGCAGCUAUAGAACUUUUUACAGAAGCUGUUAAAUUAGACCCUCGUGAUUUUAGAUUUUUUGGAAAUAGAUCUUACUGUUUCGAUAGAACUCAACAAUAUGAAAGGGCAUUAAAAGACGCAGAAAAUGCGAUACGUUUAGCUGACAAGUGGGCAAAAGGAUAUUUUAGAAAAGGAAGAGCUUUAGCAGGGCUCCGGAUGUUUUCUGAAGCAGAAGAAGCUUUUUCUCAAGUUUUAAAAUUAGAUAAAAAUUGUGAAGAUGCUGUACAGGAACUUUUACGUGUCAGAACUUCACAAAUAAAAGAAAUGGGUUUUUCUAAAGCCCAAUCUGAGGCAGCAAUUAAACAAUAUGGUACUGUUCAGUCAGCACUAGAUAAUUUACUGGCAGGUGUAGCUGAAAAUGUUUUAGGAGGAGAAGUUUAUGUUUCAGAUGAUGAAUCAGGAUUUUCUUCACCAGUAACUCAAAGAGUACAUCAACUUAAUAAAGGGAAAGAUGAAAAAAUGGAUUUUAAAAAUCCAGAAGGCCUUACUGCUUUAUGGGUAGGAAAUGUUCUUCCAGACAAAGUUGACGAUAAAAAAUUAUUUAAAAUUUUUUCAAGGUAUGGCAGUGUAACGAGUGUACGAUGUUUACCCGAAAAAUUUUGUGCUUUUAUAAAUUAUUCAACAAAAGAAGCAGCAGGGAAGGCCAUGCAUCAUUUACAGGCAUAUGAAUGUGGUGGCCAAAAACUAUUAAUAAAAUUUCCUGACAACCCUAUAGUAAAUGGAACUGGAAAUACUACUAUACGAAAAUCAAAUCCUCAUGGUACUAUUAUUCUUCAAAAAUCAAAACAACCACCAACUAAAGUCGUACAGCAGCCGACCCCAACUGCACAAGAGAUUCAGAAACAGUCUGGCCCUGUCAAUGGUGAUGAAUGCUAUUUUUGGAGAACUACAGGAUGCUCUUUUGGUGACAAAUGUCGGAAUAAGCAUAACCCUUCAAGCAAAGGAUUAGAUAUGAAGCCUUGGCAAUUAAAGAAAUAGACAAAAAAGUUAAUAAGAAAUCUCUUUCUGCUUUCCCUUUAAAUGAAUUUGAGUUCUGUAAUAUUAUGUCAAAUGUACAAGAAAUACAAUUUUCAAAAAAAAAA